Molecule: messenger RNA, 2265 nt
Organism: Ustilaginoidea virens
Lineage: Eukaryota; Fungi; Ascomycota; Sordariomycetes; Hypocreales; Clavicipitaceae
Exons: 1
Coding region: 1-2265 (754 amino acids)
Source: RefSeq, a predicted model, not a curated record
AUGAAUCGCUAUGUUCUGUACGGUGCCAUGGGUAUCAUUGUCCUCCUGGUAGUCAGCCUAGUAAGGGCCAGUCAAGUUGAGAACUGGAAAGUGGCCAACGGCAAGGUCAAGACCACGGCGCCGCCGCCACCAGCUUGGGAAAACUUCCCAUUCUUAGAACGAUACUAUGGUGGCAUUCGGACACUCAGGCCAUUUAAUGAAAGCGAGCCCUCUUACCCCAACAGACCCAUUGAGCAACCGCAAAGUAAUGGCAAGUUUGCUCGGGAAGAAGAAGAGGCCGAAAUUAAGCUUGCUUCCAGCCUAUCUUGGGAAAACUAUCCGGCCGCCAAUAAGGAAGAACAUAUUCACGAAUGCUUUAUUGACGCUGCCGGAAAAGUUCGUGUGCCACCCCUCCGUUACUAUGAUGGCCGAACCCAUGGUUUCCCGGAACAUGUUUCUGGUUCCUACGAAGUGCUUAAGCUACCAGAAGAGAUUUGUUUUGAACGAUAUGGGCGUUACGGACCGUAUGGCCUGGGGUACUCCAAUAGCCUGGGUGGCCUUGGCACAGGCGAGCACGGUGAAAAUGAAGGUUUCGAUUCAGUCUGGGACAAGACACCACGAGUAGACUACCGACAGGUGAAUUGGGCCGACGUUCAACGCCGUUGCUACCGUACGAAUGCGGGGAGGUACAAGAGUCUGCCGUCCAAAGCGCCCUCCCCUCACGGCUUCUAUAUUGGAGAGCCAAGCUCAGCUAGUAUCCUGGCGCGAAGCGCUAGCGGCACGAACAACGUCACAGAAGAGAAUACCAGCAAGCCACAUGCAGGUACUGCCUUUGCGGGAAGCUCCAAAGGAGCGGGUAGCGAGGGCACUACAUCAAGGACUGCUGUUGUCGUUCGAUGCUGGGAUGAGUUUCUCUUCCGUGAAGACGACAUUGCUCAUAUUCGGGCCAUGAUUGCGGAACUGUCCAUGGCAUCUGGCGGGAGAUAUGAUAUCCACCUUCUUGUGCAAGUCAAGGAGGAUGGCAAAUAUCCCAUUUGGGCUGAUGGCGAAGCGUAUGAAAAACAUAUCAACGAGACCAUUCCCAGGGAAUUUCAGGGCUUGGUUACCCUCUGGACGGAAACUCAAAUGCUGGCAUUGUACCAAGGCAUGUAUGAUUUGUGGACUCGUGGCCCUGAUCUGCCCGUCCAUGGAGUCUAUCGAGGCUUGUCAAUGGCUAUGCAACACUUUGCUUACUUACACCCCGAGUACGACUACUUUUGGCAAUGGGAAAUGGAUGUUCGCUACACGGGGCACUACUACGACCUCGUUACAAAGCUGGAGGAAUGGGCCAAAGCUCAGCCCCGAAAGGGCCUUUGGGAGAGAAAUUCCCGGUUCUACUUCCCCAGCGUCCACGGAACGUGGGAGGACUUUUCGACAAUGACUCGUUUCCAGAGCGAGAUGGGCACCGUGGGGGCUCACAACGUGUGGCAAGGCAUGGCUGGCGCUGACAAGUCGCCUCAAACUCCACCCCCGGCUUCCAAAACGGUUUGGGGACCUGUCCGCCCAUCUGAGGAACAAGACUGGUUCGAGACUGAGCAAGACCCUCUUCCGCCUACCGCGUAUGAGUCGGACAAAAACCAGUGGGGUGUCGGCGAAGAGGCUGACUACAUCUCCUUGAAUCCCAUCUUUGACCCUGAAGGGACAACAUGGGGCCUCAAGGAGGACAUAACCGGCUACAACCGUACUCAGCCUCUGCCCCCUCGUCGGGCUGCCAUCAUCACCACGUCGAGAAUGUCGCGCCGCCUGCUGAUGCAGAUGCACAGAAUGACUGCUUUCAAGAAGCAGUUUGCGUUUCCGGAGAUGUGGCCGGCUACCGUGGCUCUGCAACACGGUUACAAAGCUGUCUUUGCCCCUCAUCCCAUGUACGUCGAUCGCAAAUGGCCCGUGGCUUACAUGGCACAGACCUACAACGGCGGUCGUGACGGAUCAAGUGGCGGCUCAAGAACGAGCGUCUUUGGCGAUAAGGAGCACAAUCUCAAGGGCCUCUCGUGGUUCUACAACUCUGGAUUCGCGCCCAACUUGUAUAGGCGUUGGCUCGGCCUCAAGGUAAACAAUGACGGCGGUGAAGAGUUUGAGAAGACUGUGGACGAGUCGAAAGAAGGACCAGGGGUUGGAAAUAUGCGUGGCGGCGAGGGGAGAAUGUGUAUCCCGCCCAUGCUAUUGCAUCCCGUCAAGGACGUCGAGUUGCCCGUUGAGGCGCCGCCUGAGGAUGAGGACAUUGUGGAAAACUCGGACCCAGCUGCCUAA